CCUUACUGUAAGCUGAUUGUAAUCACAGACGCUCUGUGUGAUCGAGUUCUCUUUUAGGAACCACAAGGAAUGAUGGAAAAACUAAUUUUGUUGACGAGUGUUGUGGGACUCACGGCUGCCGCCGCCGGGGUCACUCAGCAACACCAAGUGCGCACCACGACCAUUGGAGGACAGAUACACUUCUUCUUCGAACCCAACGUGAGGCAUAUGGUGGCGGCGACUGAUUCAAAAUGCUACAUCGUGACACUUACGUAUGACGAAGCUGAUCACGUGCAUACGUCUGGCGGUCUUGAAGAUUUGGAGCUGAGAAUGAUGCGAGAGUGGAUGGGUACCCUCAACGAAACGAGUGUGUAUCAUUCCGACCCUCACCUCCCGGAACUGGUGUCUCGCUGGUGUGCCCACAAGGACAUCAUGUACCUGCAGCGACCCGACACUGCCGCGACAACAGUCGGCUCCCCAUUUGGAUAAUAUGGAUGUAGUCUGUUUUGAAAUACAGUUGUUUUAGUGGUGAAAAUCACCUAAACGAAUAAAAAGGAACUUUCGUUUGCGAA
Messenger RNA from Mya arenaria, 551 nucleotides. RefSeq lists its product as uncharacterized. NCBI's taxonomy places the organism in Eukaryota, Metazoa, Mollusca, Bivalvia, Myida, Myidae. The transcript has 4 exons. The record is from RefSeq and is a predicted model, not a curated record. The coding region runs from base 70 to 468 and encodes 132 amino acids.